CCAUCAUCCAUACUUCCUAGUUCCAAGAAGCAUCUGAGGAAGGCUCCACGCGCCGUCCAAGGAGAGUGCGACGCGCUUACGCUGCCAUUGCCGCCGACUCUGUUGUCGUCUUUAAAUCAAAUUCAAUCUUUCAACCCUCAUUUACACCGUUUCUUCUUGACCUUUCUCAUAAUAUCACCAACACUCCCAAAACAAUUAUCAAAUAUCACUCCCCUCCCUUUGCAACUCUGCCUCCUGCUUCAUCGUCGAUGGCUUCCUUCUCCGGAUACAACCCCCAAUCCCACUCCCCCUCCCCCUCGGCGCCACCCAUGCCCAAUCCUCAAGCUCCCAGCUCGUCUCAGCCCCACUACAGUCAGCCUCCUCACUGGCAUGGAUCUUCAUAUGGGCAUUCCUCUUUUCCACCAGGGACACACCCAGAUGUCAUCAGAAGCUUUCAAAUGGUGGACAGGGACAGGAGUGGAUAUAUAGAUGAGAUUGAGCUCCAACAAGCUCUCUCUUCUGGGUAUCAGAGGUUUAGUCUCCGGACCAUUCGCUUGCUCAUGUUUCUCUUUAAGAAUCCCAGCUCUCCUUUGGGGAUUGGGCCUAAUGAGUUUGCUGCAUUAUGGAGUUGUCUCGGUCAAUGGCGAGCCAUAUUUGAAAGAUUUGAUAGAGAUAGAAGUGGGAAGAUUGACUCCAUGGAGCUAAAGGAUGCUCUCUACAGUCUUGGGUAUGCAGUCCCGCCUUCUGUUCUCCAGGUUCUGAUUUCCAAGUAUGAUGAUCGAAGUGGCCGGAGGGUUGAACUCAAUUUUGACAGUUUUGUUGAGUGUGGGAUGAUUGUGAAGGGUUUGACUGAAAAAUUCAAGGAGAAGGAUCCACGUUACACUGGUUCAGCAACACUCACCUACGAUGCAUUCUUGUCUAUGAUCAUUCCAUUUCUUGUAGCGUAGAAUCAAGUGGAUGUAAUACCUUCCAUUGUAAAGUUCUGAUUUGUAUCUUUUCAUUUGAUUAUUUGAUUGGCAUAAUAAGUUGCAAAUUCUGUGAGUUGUUAAAUGGAUUGUUACUGUAUUUUGAGAUUUUGAGAUAUGUUUUUCUUCUUUGAAAGUUUUCUAGAAUCUGUUGUUAGUGUCUGUUAUGGCAAAUUCAUGUCUCUCAUGUUCAUAUUCAUGUGCCAUGUAUGGAUUUGAGUUGGUGUUGUAGUAUUUGAUUAUGUAAUCUUAUAGGUGUUUCAGUGCUUGCUUUGGGUAUUAGAUUCAAGCAAGCUUUUUUAUAUUGAGAAAUGAGAAUUUUGCUAUACAAUAAGAGGAGGUUUUCUUUGUAUGAGGUUAAA
Messenger RNA from Vitis riparia (riverbank grape), 1306 nucleotides. Its product is annotated as probable calcium-binding protein CML48. The coding region runs from base 249 to 926 and encodes 225 amino acids. The record is from RefSeq and is a predicted model, not a curated record. The transcript has 5 exons. Gene Ontology annotation, molecular function: calcium ion binding. NCBI's taxonomy places the organism in Eukaryota, Viridiplantae, Streptophyta, Magnoliopsida, Vitales, Vitaceae.